Molecule: messenger RNA, 10270 nt
Organism: Scleropages formosus (Asian bonytongue)
Lineage: Eukaryota; Metazoa; Chordata; Actinopteri; Osteoglossiformes; Osteoglossidae
Gene: tep1
Product: telomerase-associated protein 1
Exons: 58
Coding region: 254-7990 (2578 amino acids)
Biological process (GO): telomere maintenance via recombination
Cellular component (GO): telomerase holoenzyme complex
Molecular function (GO): telomerase activity; protein binding; telomerase RNA binding
Source: RefSeq, a predicted model, not a curated record
GUCGACGGCAGCGGAGUGGCACGAACGCAGCGCCAGCUUGUAUGGCGUUGUAUGCUGUGUUGUUCAUGUAAUGGUUUAGUUUAUUUCUUUCAACAAGCGGACACUAGUUACAUACGACAGGAAGACACACUUUCGCAGGCUGAGCACACAGUUGAUCUGCAGCCUUCAGACGGGUACGAAGUAACACUCCACCCUCACUUAUUAAAUACUAACUGAAUUUCCCUCCCACUACGUUAAGUUCUCUGGCACAGAGAUGAUGCCACUGACUCUGCUUAAAGCGAGCACAGACCUGAACAAGCAGGUCAAAUCUGCGGGGCUCUUGACCACCUACACUGAGUUAAACCUGGAGAACCGGAUCCUCGCCGAGGCUUCAGCGUCUCUCUCCCACCCAUGCCCCAGCCCCACGCUACAGCUCGACUGUGCAGCUCCGCUGUGGUUCUCCAAGUCACAGUCCCCAGGACUGAAUCCUACUCAGCUCUCCUCUACUGUUGCCUCCCCCAUCCUCUCCUCCCAGCUGUUCGGUAGUCAAGAGCUCCUCAUCCCGAAGCACUGCCCUCUCCAGCCCUUGUCCUUUUCUGGUGUCAUAACUUCUGGAGAUCUCCUGUCUCCUUCUCUAGUGCAGUCUCCUGCUGAGGCAGAAGGAGAACAAGCAGUUGGAAUUGGAGAGGAGGUGCUGAGUAUGUCUGAUGAUGUACAGAGCAACAGGAAAGUGUGGAGUGAGGACUCCAGCGAGGUGUCUGUAGAGGAGUCUGCCCUGGAGCUGCCUCUGGUUGAAGAAAAGGAAGAGGAAAAGAUCCCACUGGGGCAUGAGGAGGAGUUUGGAGAGACAGAGGAGAGCAGUGUUCAAGAGGAGGAGCUGAAAGACAAGAAGUACCUCUUGCUCAACACAGUCUGCUGUUCCCUGGUGACUAAGAACACUUCUCCAGGACAGCAGGGCUGGGAUGAGGAGCACAGUUUGUGGAUGAGGAUGAAGAGCCUGGCCCAUGAUGUAGCUCUGUGUGACCCAGAGUUCUUAUUAAAGGUGGCAGUGUACACCAGACAGGAACUGAACAUCCGCAUCACUGCCAACUUCCUCCUGGCACUGGCGGCCAGUCUCCCUCACACCAAGCCACACCUGCGAAGGUAUUUCUGUGCAGCUGUGCAGCUUCCCUCUGAUUGGCUGGAAGUCGUCAGGCUUUAUAGUACGUGUUUCUCCCAGUCUUUGCCAUCCUGUCUGAAAAAUGCUCUGGUGGACAAGUUUAAACAGUUCACUGAGUACCAGCUCGCCAAGUACAACACACGGAAGCAGCGGUGCAAACACAACCGCAACAGAGCCAAAACCAAGAGCCCGUCACCGGAGCAGUGGGAAGAGUGGGCCACCAAGCUUCGAUCUAACCCAGCCGUACUGAAGAAAUACCUGAAGAUGCAGGAGCGUUCUGCGGUGAAUAAGAAGGCUGAGAAGUUCAACCUGAAGAAGAUGAUUCACAGGCUGCACAUCCGAGAGCCAGCAGAGCACGUGAUGGCCUUGAUGGGGAAGAGGUACCCCAGAGACCACCGGGAAUUCUCACGCAGUGGCCUCCGGGGCGAAUGGGACAGGGAAAGGGCAGGGCAGCGGAUGAAGCUGGCACAACCCAACACCUGGGAGCGCAAGCUGAGCCAGGAGGGGAACAAGGCGCGCACCUGGGAAAAGCUCAUCGACAGUAAUGCUCUGCCCUUCAUGGCUAUGCUGAGGAAUCUCAGGAACAUGAUCACCAGAGGCAUCAGUGAGAAACACCAUGAGAAGAUCUUGGCUAGACUGACCAAUAAGGAGACAGUUAUUCAAAGCAGACAGUUCCCCUUCCGUUUCCUUGCUGCCUACAAGGUGAUCAUGGAGCUAUAUGGUUCAGUGAAGCUUCCCUCAAACUCCACGGUGCUGCAGAAUAUCCUGAGGAAAAUCCCAAAGGUCAGGAAGUACCAGCAGCUGGACUGGCAUACAGCAGGACGCAAGAGACUGAGCAUAGCACUGGGCGUGCCCUUUGUGUACCGCAUGUAUAAGAUGAAGAAGAAUCAACUGCACAGGGCGAGCCAGAAGCUCUAUACUGAGGAGCUGUUGAGCCGGUAUCAACGGGCCCUGGAGACAGCGGUCCAGAUCUCAUGUGACUACAAUGUGCCUCCCCUCCCAGGCCACACUGUGCUGUUCUGCGUCACAUAUUUCAAUAGGACAAGUAACAGGUUUACUGCACAGCAGGACUUCUGUCUUCCCCUGGAUGCUGACAAGGAGGCUUCAACAUGUGAUUCUCUCACCCCCAGUCCCCAGGAGAUGACAGUGUUGUUAGCGCUCAUGAUGGCUCAGCGCUGUGAACACGUUCAGCUGUUUCUCUCCAACUAUAGCGGUGUUGAAGAGGUACAGCUGAAGCCUGGUGCUCUACUGCAGAAUGUGAGGCAUGUGUUAAGAAGAUUGGAGGAAAGUGAAAAGGAUGACAUCGUCUUCGAAGACUAUUCCAAGUUGUUCUUCAACUUGAGAUCACAGAACAUCAAGGUGGACACAAUAAUAAACCUGGAGGACAAUGACGGGUGUUAUGACCUUGACUUGAACAUUGAAAAGUACAGAAAGAGCAUGAACAAUGAAACCCUGCUGGUCAGACUCUUUUUAUGCUCAGAUCCGAUAAGCAAGAAGAGAAAUAAUUUGACCACAUUCUCUUCUUCUGACAAGAAGACGGACAGGAACUGCGUGGAGCUGUUUGGAUUCAGUGAACAGAUCCUCAAGUUUGUGGCAGAAAGAGGCUCUGCCAGACUUCUGGACCAUGUGGAGCAGAUGGACAAGAUUCAUAACAUCCCACCCUCAGCAGGCAGCACAGAACAGGCUGAAAGAGUCCCUGCUCUCACCCCUAUUCCUUCCACCCCAAGACUGAGGUGGCGCGGGGUGCGAGUGUUUGUGUCCUCCACCUUCCGAGAUAUGCACGGAGAGCGAGAUGUGCUGGUACGCAAUGUCUUCCCAGAGCUUCAGCGUCGCGCUGCUCCCUAUGGCCUUCACCUGCAGGAGGUAGACCUGCGCUGGGGCGUGACUGAGGAGGAGGCGGGCCGCAUGGUGGAACUCUGCCUGGCGGAGGUCUGUCGCAGCCAGCUGCUGCUCGGUAUUCUGGGAGAGAGGUAUGGGCUUGUGCCCCCUCGGCCCACCCUGCCAGAACUACCACAGUACCGCUGGAUUGAAUCUGCUCCUCCUCGUCUGUCCAUCACUGAAAUGGAGAUUCGGCAGUUUGAGUCCCUUUACCCUGAGUCUGCAGAGAGCCGCAUGUUCUUCUAUUUCAGGUCACCCCACUUCUCCAGCUCUGUUCCAGUGGCGUGGCGGACAGAGUUUGCAGCAGAAUCCAAGGAGUCAGAAUCCAGGAUGUCAGACCUUAGAAACAGACUUGUGUCUCGUGGACUGAAAGUAAACAAAAAUUACCCUUGUGAGUGGGGCGGUGUUGAGGAAGGGAAACCUUUUGUCUCAGGACUGGAGAAGUUUGGAAAGAUUGUUCUUGAAGACCUAUGGGAGGCGCUGCUGGCACUCUUUGUGGAAGAAGCGGACAAGACAGAAGCUGUGUCAGGGGUCACGGAACAGGAAUUUUACCAGGAUGCCCAGCAACGACAGUGUCAUGGGCGGGAGAAGCUCAUUGCUAUUGUGAUGGCAAAAGUUCAGGAAACCCUGUGCAAAGGUGGCAAGGGGCUGAUCCUGGUGGAGGGUGCCCCUGGAGAUGGCAAGACUGUGUUCAUGGCGGCACUGACUAAUGCCUUGAGGACUGGCCAGUCCAAAGGAACUCACAGCUGUGAUGUCAUUUCCUAUUUCACUGCUGCCAGCCAAUCAGCUUGCAAUGUGGAACAGAUGUUGCGCUACCUCAUCAGGUCACUGAGGGAAAAGUUGGGAAAACCAGAGGAGGUUUCUCUCCCUACCACUUACAAGGAUUUAUUAGCAGAAUUUUACUCUCACCUUAAUUCCCUGGAGAAACAUCAGUCAUUGAUCCUCUUGAUUGAUGGAGUGGACCUUGUGGAAGAUGCCAAAGGACAGCUGAUUUCUGACUGGAUCCCUCAUUGCCCCCCUCCGGGUGUGUGUCUGGUUCUGAGUGUCACCUCCAGCUCUUCGCUCCGGCAAAUUCUGGCUAAGAAAAAAGUGUCCGUCUCGUUUUCCCUGGGUCAGCUUUCACUGCCAGACAGGAGAGAGAUUGUUCAGAAGGAACUUGCCAUGUAUGGAAAAAAACUUAACGAUUCUGCUUUUAACAAUCAGCUACAGAUCCUAUUGAUGAAGAAAGGAGCAGUGAGUCCCCUCUACCUCUGUCUUGCCUGCAAGGAACUCAGGAGCUUUGCUGUCUUUGAAAAGAUGAAGGAGAGCCUGCAGUCUCUGCCCCAGUCUCUCAGACAGCUGGUGCAGCACUGCCUGUCCAGACUCGAGUCCCAGUACAAAGAACGGGGGCUGGGCUGGGCAAUGGGAGCACUGGCUGUCAGCAACACAGGACUCAGGGAGAUGGACCUAUACACCAUACUGGCCAUGUGCAGUGAGUUCUGCACAGGAAGUGGACUAGUCACAUGGAGGGAAUUGCUGCAGUCAGCCAGGAAGCCACAGAGUCAUGUUCCCAUGGCAGUUUUCUCUCAACUUACUAGGAAUAUACAGAGCCUGAUCGGCCAGUCCUACUGCCAAGGCCCAGACAGCCGUCUUGCCCUGACAAACCCUGAGGUGAAACUGGCCUUUGAGGAACUGUUCCUGUCAAGAGAUGAUGACAGGUCCAGAGCUCACAGCUUACUGGCAGCUUACCUUUGGGUGCAGUGUGAUCCUGAGGGCAACAGCACCUUUCUUCACUGUGACACUGAUGCCCUUGUUCACCUGCCUUUCCACCUGAUGAGCAGUGGCCACUGGGCAAUACUGCAUUCUCUGCUCUGUAGUUUUGACUUCCUGUAUGCCAACAUACGGAAUGGUCUCCUUCACCGCCUACUGGAGACAUACAGUCUGUUUGGUAAAAGGACAUUGGACAAUGAGCUGGAGGCUGAAGAUUUCUCAGGCACUGUCCAUGGAGACCUGGAAGAAUGCCACACCUUUCUGAAACACCAUGCACAUAUCUUGUCCUCUUGGCCGGCCCUCUUUGUGCAGCAGGCAUUCAAUGAGCCGGAAGGUGGAGCUGCCCACACCUGGGCCAAAGGUGUUUUGGAACAAGGGCAAAAAAAUUCUCCAAGAGGGGUACAUGUUAUGAGAUGGCACAACAAACCAGGAAAUGCCCGCAAUGAAUUCAGUGAACUGGUGUCCACCUUUCUGUCCAAACCCACCUGUGUGGCCUUGAGUCCUACAGGCAGGACCUCGGUUGUAGGCACUGGAAAGGGUUCCCUUCAUAUCCUGCACAUGGCAACUGGGCAGGAAGUAAGACUGCUCUUUAGCAGCUGUGAUGGCAUAUCUGGUUGUAUUUUCCUGGAAGAGGGGCUUCUUGGUUCAACAUCAUUUAAUGGAAAGAUAGAAAUGUGGGACACUGACAGUGGUUGUAGGACUGCUUGUAUUGAUGCCCAUUCCAGCAAUAUCACAGGAAGUGAUGUCAGUGCAGACAGAAAGCACUUUGCAACAGUCUCUUUGGAUACGAAGCUGAAGGUGUGGGCAUCUCCAAAGGGAACCCUUGCUGCCACACUCAUAAACCCCUGUCCUCUCAAUUGUGUGGCUUUUCAUCCCGAGGGUCAUAUUCUGGCACUUGGCUGUUGGGAUGGUUGUGUACGGCUCUGCAACUGGCUCAGUGGGGAGAUGGUUGUGGCUUUGUCUGGUCAUCAGCAGUCUGUGCGCAGCCUGUCCUUUUCUCUCUCCUCCUCUCUGCUCUCCUCUGGCUCUCUGUCUGGGGAGGUAAGGCUGUGGUCUGUUCCCACCUCAUCCUGUGUGGGGUGCUAUCAGGCUCACAAGGGAUCUGCAGAAGUGCUGAGCUUCAUGCAGGAAGGAAGACUGCUGUUGAGUGCUGGAUCUGACAGCAUGGUCAAGUUGUGGUCAGGGAGUCUUGGGUUUUCAGUGGGUCAGCUGGGAGGAGUAAAGACGCAGACAGAUUCAUACUGGUUCCCUGAAGUAAAAUCCCCAGCCCUCUGUGUAGCUGUUGCUGGGGUCUAUGCAGCUGUAGGUUACCAUGGUGAUGGCCUCCAGCUGUUUUCUGUGGAAUCGGGGAAGAGAAUAUGGGCCAGUGAAGAUGUCAGUGUGUCCAUACACUGCCUAGUUUGGGCCAUGACACAGAAUGAGGCGGAGCUGCUUGUCUCAGGGGGUGGGGACAGCUACAUGAGGAUCUGGAGGCGGACAGAGGGUGGCAUGGAGCCACAGGCCUCUUUUGGAAAGCAGAAGGCACCUGUCAUUGCCAUGGCUCAGUCCUCGACUUACCUGGCUUCCGCAUCAGAGGACUUCACCAUUGCUCUGUGGUCAAUUCAGGACUUGACUGCCAACCCAUUUACUGACCCCAGUCCAGUUUCUCUCCUCAGAGGUCACAGUAAAGGAGUCACAUGCUUGUGUUUCAGUCCCAGUGGGGAGCAACUUCUUUCAGGGGGGAAAGACCAGGCUCUGCUUGUGUGGAAUGUCAUGUCUUCCCCACCAUCACUUUCUCAGUCCCUCCUUCACUGUCAUGGAGACUGGAUAACUGGCUGUGCUUGGACCCCCCAUUUUGUGGUGAGCUGCUCUGUUGAUUGCACGGUACGUUUGUGGGAUCUGAGUACAGGACACUGGGUUCAAGAAUUUUCAGGGAGUGAUUCCCUAACUUCAGUUUGCUGUCUGCAAAAGUAUGUCAUUGCUGGGUCAGGACAAGGGGAGUUGUUGGUGUGGAACUCUGAAUCGGGGGUGGAGAUUACAAAGAUCCCUGCUCACAAGUCCACAAUCCACCAGUGCUGCGUGUUGGAUCACACUGAUUCAGGUAAGAGUCAAGAAGUCAAUGAAGAAAAUUUAAUGGUUGCCACAGCAUCUGAUGAUGGAAUAGUUAAAUUCUGGCAGCCAUUGAAGGUGCACCAUCACAGCACUAUUUCCGAGCACAGUGGAGGGAUACAGGCUGCAGCGAUGGGGCAGGAUGUAGUCUCAGCUUUUCUCACUGUGUCUGAAGAUUUUUCAUUAAGGUCCUGGUGCAUUGAUACAGCAAUGGAGGAAUGUCCCAUCAAAAAGGGCAGUGUCACAGCCCUCUGUUUCUCUCCCUUGGGUCAGCUGGUGCUCUUGGGCUACACCUCUGGUAGGGUGGAGAUGUGGUGGUUCCAGAGCUCUGUGUUAUGCUGGAAACAGGUGACUGAGCACAUGAUCACAGCAGUGACCUUUUUACAAGAGGAGCAGUUUGCCGUGAGCUCCGGUGACUGUUCUGUUUCUCUGUGGCAGCUGGCCUGGAAUUCUCAACGCACAUCUGCACACUUCCUUCAUGUGUCCUCUUACAAAGUUCCCUCGCCAGUGUUGUUCCUUCUGUACUGCUCUGUUCUGUUCGGCAUCUGCGAUGAUGAAUGCAUUUACAGCAUCACAGAGUCAGAGGAGACAAGGGAGCAUCAUGAAUUGAGUUUUUCAUAUAACACUGUGCCCUUGGGUACAAAACUUAAUGACAAGAAGAGUGCCUGGAUUCUGGGAGAGUCCAAGGGUGACAUUGUCCUGGGCUUCAUAUUUGCCAUGGGUCCUGACAUGGACAGAUCAUGUAGUACCUUUAAGAUGGAUGUUUCAGAGAAAGCUGCACCUGAACUGGCCUGCAAAACCUGCUUUACUGCGGCCACUUUGGACAAGGAGUUCAUGGUGUGUGGAGAUUCCAGGGGGAACCUUUGGUUCAAUAUGCCACCAGAACUAAGCUCCUGGAAGAAGAAGAUGGGGGUGCACCAUGACAGAAUCACCGUGUUGAGACUUACAGACAACAAGAUCAUCUCUGCGUCACACGACCGGACCGUUAAACUGUGGGACCUUCAAACAAAGAAACAGGUGGGACUGUUCAUAUGCAAAGGUCCUGUUGUGAGUCUUGAGGUGAACCCCUGUCACCCCAACGAACUGGUGUGUGCAGACAGACAGGGACAAGUGUACUACCUGUCCUGGAGGGAGUGACUUCUAUUUAUGGCACAUCUGAACACCCAUAUACACGCUUGCACCUCAACAUAUAAACACAGUUGAGACCAGAAGUUUGUAACUUGAAUUGGACAAUCCACUACAUCAUGGUUAAUAAAAGCUCAAUAAUACAACUUUAAUCCCUUGAUUCUUAAAAAUAAUUAACAAUAAUUAUUAAAUUAAUGAUUAUUAAAAUAAAAAUGUGCUGUUAAAACUUAUUUCAUUUUCCCAGAACAGCUCACAUAUUGCAGUGUUUGUGUUCCUCUGUACAGCAAACAAUGAGCCUAAAGCAAGACACAGCAAGACAAAGCAAAAUGUACUUUAAAAUGGCUGAAAGGUGGAUAAACAUAUAAUGUCCACAACCUCCUAUUCCAUGUGUUGUUGUGCUUUAUACAUUCAUAGAAGAUAGUGAUGUGUAUCAUCAUCCCCUUAACCUUGAAAUUUCUGGGGGCACCACUAAUGACCUGCUGCAUCAGUUGUAUAUUUUAAAUAGUCAAACUAAGCCAAAAAUUCAUAUAUUUAAUUUGCAUGGCUGUUAAAGUCAGUAGCUUUAAUUUACAUGUUGAAUGUUUACUUUUGUAGUCAGAUGUUGUGCAUUCUUUAAAUGCACACGAUGCCUGUACUCUGUACACAUGACAAUGAACUUGACGUGAUCUAGCUAAGGUGUUACGGCUGGGUUAGCAUUCUUUGAAUCAGUUGCAGUGUGCAACAGGCAAGGCCCACAUGUUUUAAAACAAGCCUGAAUUCUUGCACACUAAGAUAAUAAAGUUAAGAACCAACAUUCUUGAAGAAUAAUUUUCCUGUGCAAGUACCCAACCAAGAAAAAAUAUUAUGUACCAAAACUGUACUGUACCAUAACCUGUUUCAACUCCUCCCUGUCCUGGGUUUUCCUGCUACUAGCUAAGACAUUUUAGAGUUUUUUGUGUGACCCAUUACUUAUUUUAUAAACUUCCUUCAGCUGUCUCAUUCCUUAGUUCCCCAGGUUUUACUUGUUUCUUGUACACACACACACACACACACAUUUUCAGAACCGCUUGUCCCUUACGGGGUCACGGGGAACCGGAGCCUACCCGGCAACACAGGGCGUAAGGCCGGAAAUGGUUGUAAAUGAGUAGGGGCAGGUAGGAGAACUUUCUUGCUCGAAUAGGUUCCUCAGUGUAAGUGCUGUACUUAACCACACCAGUGUUGCUAUUUCAGCUUCAAGAAAUGAACUCAUGUACAUGAACUUCAUAAAUUAUAAUACAUUGCACUCUACAGAAAAGAGAUCCUUGCAAAAGUUACGGAUCACACAAUGGAUUUUCCUCACAGGUGGCUGUCACCCUUCUGUGCAGGCUGUUUGUGUACCAAUAUUGAAGGAAAUGAAGCCUAUAUUUUGAAUCUCUGCUAGAGAAGUCUCACCGUAACUUCAACAAGCAGUGUUCCAAACCUAGUGCUGAUAACCUUAUAGGUUGUCUGAGGUGGUGAAUUGGGGGUUUCCAUAUGAUUUUCACUAGUCAGUAACAGACUGGAUUUGACCCCAGAGAAUAUCCAAAAACAACAUUUUCCUAUCUUCCACUAGUUACACUUUUUUGCAGAGCAAUUUGUGAUGUUGGGCUAUCUACAACUUUGUAUCAAUUUAUAUACCUGGGUAAUUUUACUGGAGCAAUUUAGGGAAAGUAUCUUGCUCAAGGGUUCUACAGCUGGUGGUGGGAUUUGAACCUGUAACCUUUUGGGUCUAAAGGCAGCAGCUCCAACACAGUCACACCUAACAGGCACUGGUGCUGAAACCUGGGACAAGAGUGAGUUAAUCCUCAUGGAAUACCUGCCACUGACCUACCUUUUUGGUCCUCAAACUGCCAUCCAGCAACGAGCGGCUCCGGAUGUACUAUGUGAGGCCACAUACUUUUUACAGCCUGGACUGUGAAUGUUCAAAUGAUGUAUUAAAUACUGUGAGUUAUUAGUUUAAGCAGAUUAUCUAUUACUGUGACUUAGUUGAACAUUAGACCACAUUUUAUGAAUAAUACCAAAAGCCAGCAAAUUCCAAACGGUUCCCAAACUUUUUCUUGCAACUGUAUAUAAACAAUGUAUGUGUGAAUGUUAAAUUGUGUAAUAGUGUUUUCACAUAUUAUUCAUGUUAAUACUAAUAUAGAAUAGUAACACUACACAGCACUAUAGUUAUAUUUUCACAGUCUGGAAUUUUCACCUGCAUCACUCUCCAGAACAGGCUCUGCAUUCUGAAGGGAAAGCACCCUGAUCAGUGUUAAAGUGAUACAAAGUAAUAAUGCACAGAUAAAAAUACAC